Molecule: messenger RNA, 1485 nt
Organism: Xyrauchen texanus (razorback sucker)
Lineage: Eukaryota; Metazoa; Chordata; Actinopteri; Cypriniformes; Catostomidae
Gene: dhrs7ca
Product: dehydrogenase/reductase (SDR family) member 7Ca
Exons: 8
Coding region: 198-1136 (312 amino acids)
Biological process (GO): regulation of release of sequestered calcium ion into cytosol by sarcoplasmic reticulum
Cellular component (GO): sarcoplasmic reticulum membrane
Molecular function (GO): all-trans-retinol dehydrogenase (NAD+) activity
Source: RefSeq, a predicted model, not a curated record
GUAUGGCAAUAUUGCUUGUGUGACUGCUGUUCAGAGCUGUGCAGUGAGCCUAGACACAGUGAAGAAGAUUACAGCCAUUAAUGCUGAAUCCUAAUACAACAGACUUUCUCGGCAGAGGAGGAUAUACCAGGCUCGUGUGUGUGGUUUUGUUAAACUCAAUGCACUAAAAUUCCAUCACCAGAGGUAUAAGUGAAAUUAUGAGUGUGGACUUUUUCACAGUUUGGCUUGUGCCCACAGUGGUGCUGCUCACAGCUGUUAUCUUUUAUCUGUACAGUGUGAUACUCAGGCAUUUGGCCAAGGCAACUGUGAGGAACAAAGUGGUGCUUAUUACAGAUUCACUGUCAACACUUGGAAAUGAAUGUGCAAAACUUUUCCAUACUGGUGGAGCCCGACUGAUUCUGUGUGGAAAUAACUGGGAGAAGCUGGAUUCUCUAGCUCAGCGGCUGACGACUGAAUCCAAUCCUACAAUUACAUUUCCGCCCAAACUCGUGGAGCUGGACUUCAGUGAUAUGGAGAGUGUUCCUGAGGUGGUCUCUGAGAUCCUGGAGUGUUACGGCUGUCUUGAUGUUCUUAUCUUCAACAGCAGCUUGAAGGUGAAGGCUCCUGUUCAAAGUCUGUCACUAGAGAUAGACAGGACUGUUAUGGAUGUCAACUUCUUUGGGCCCAUCACACUGGCUAAAGGUGUCCUCCCAUCCCUGAUCUCCAGAAGGACAGGUCACAUUGUUCUAGUCAACAGCAUUCAGGGGAAACUGGCAGUGCCCUUCCGUGCCACCUAUGCAGCCUCCAAGCAUGCAGUUCAGGCUUUCUUUGACUGUCUGCGGUCUGAGGUUCAACAAUAUGACAUCACUGUCAGCACUGUUAAUCACACCUUCAUAAAAACAACCACCAUAACGGACGAGGCAACUGCAAAAUCCAUGUGGACAACCUUCACUCAACAGACGUCCCUAGGUGUGAACCCUGAGGAGAUGGCCAAUGAGCUUAUGAAGACUCUGAGCAGCAAGAAGAAGGAGAUUUUAAUGGCCCGCUCCAUCUCCAAAGCAGCUAUCUAUGCCAGAUCUCUCUUUCCCAACCUCUUCUUUGCUAUCAUGGCAGCAGGAGUAAGGAACGCUGCAGCUGAGGAGAUGCCUGUCGACUGAAGCAAAAAAAAUUAUUCACUAGUGCACAUUUAAUGCUACAUGGGUGUUAACAAAUCAUCCUUCUUAACCCUGGUUAAACAUAAUCCUGGUAUAUCUAAUUCCAUGUUCUGGUUAGGAAUUGUUCUUAGGGUUAACCCAGGGUUAAGCAUAGGCCUAUAAUAGCCUAUACUGUUAUAACAUUUGUAUAAAAUCAUAGAGCAUGACUUUAUCAUUGUGCUGUAGUUUUCAAAUGAUGAGAGAAAUUAAUAAGUAAAAGACUGUGCUUGAACAAGUUUGAAUGUGGGGAUUGUGGACUUCUAUUAAUAUUAUGCUCUUAUUUGUUAGUCUCUAUCUGUUCUUCAACAUAAGA